ACCGUUUGAUAUAUCAAAUUAUCACACAGCCACCCACCCAUCAUUCGUCCCCACUCAAAUAGUCUCACUCCAUCAUUCCCAAUUCCAAUUCCAAUUUCAAUUUCAAUUUCAAUUCUCUCUCUCUCUCUCUCUCAAAUGAAACUUUAUAAACCACACCAUCAUCUAAUCAUCUAACUCUCUCUUUCUCUUUCUCUUAUCCCUCGCUCUAUCUUCUACAUCAUUCAUUCAUCCUCUCCCUUAAGGGAACACAAGAGAACAAAGAAGAAGAUUUUGAAGCACCUUAAAUGGGUCUUCAUCAUGAUUCUACUCAUAAUAAUAACAACUCAGGCCUUCAUCUUGUUCUAGGGUUGGCUCUGAGUUCCUCCUCUGAUUCACCAACACAAGAAACCAUAACUACCUCUACUAAGAUCCCGCCGUACUCCUCUUCCUCCACCGUAACAACCGAUGAUGCUGAAUUGCUAUUACCGUCUCUUACUUUAGCUCUCUCCGGUCACGAUGUGAACAAAAAUAAAAACGAUGAUCCGCAAGAGCACCAUAGGGUCCAGGUAGUCCCUACCAAGGCUAACAACAAUAAGGUCUACAGUAGUGAGGACUACCCUUCUACUGGUGACGUGUCGGCACAGAAUUCGCCUCACCACAGCGCCGUUUCGUCUUUCUCCAGCGGCUGCAGAAGAGGAGUCAAGAGAGAGAGGGAUGUUAGCGCUAGCGACGAAGCCGAGGCGGAGGCGGAGGCCACGGAAAUUGAGAGGCUUUCGUCGCGAAUCAGCGACGAAGAGGAAGAAGCAGAAGCAAGCUUUAGCGAUGCAAUUGAAUCUACGGCCUCGACAAGUUGAAGUGUGGUUCCAGAACCGGAGAGCCAGAACAAAGCUGAAGCAGACGGAGGUAGAUUGCGAGUUCCUAAAGAAGUGUUGUGAGACACUAACAGAUGAGAAUAGAAGGCUACAGAAAGAGCUUCAAGAGCUUAAGGCACUCAAACUGUCUCAGCCUUUGUACAUGCCUCCCAUGCCCGCCGCGACACUCACCAUCUGCCCUUCUUGCGACCGGGCCGUUGCCAUUGGCAGCGGUGGCAGCGCUUCCAAUAACAUCAAGAAUACUCCUUUGAUCUCCUUGGCCCCCAAGCCUCACCACUUCUUUAGUCCCUUCACCAAUCCUUCCGCAGCAUGUUGAUUUUUAUUAGAUAGUUCAAUCAAAUAUAUUUAAUUAAACAUGCUAAAUCAUUUAACCAUCUCUCUACAUGAAAUGAAGAUGUCUUCGUGAAAAUAGUCUCUUUUUAUUAUUAUUUAGGCUUUUCCUUCCCUUUUUUCAAGGAUAUGUAAAACAAAACAAAAUUAGACAGGAGUAUUCCCUCAUUACCAUUGUAUUUGUUUGGUUGAGGGAUAUACGUCUUUAUUAUUAUGGACUAUCUGUAGCUAGUGAAAAGGAUUAAUGGUAUAAUUAGUAUAAGUAAUAUAUAUAUACUGUAGAAAUUUUAGCAGUAACUACUGAUAAAAAAUUACUAAAUUACUGUUAGUUUUUCUUUUGGAUUUCUUUUAUUAUUAUAUGUUUAUAGAAGACAUAUCAAUCUAGGAAAGAAUUAUCUGAAUUUGUUUUUGUUAUUCAAUCUUGUAACUAUACCAUGUUAUUAUUAUGGCAUAUAUGUAUCUAUGUCCACGGAAUUUUGUGUAUCAA
Arachis duranensis is the source of this 1668-nucleotide messenger RNA. Its product is annotated as homeobox-leucine zipper protein HAT22. The record is from RefSeq and is a predicted model, not a curated record. NCBI's taxonomy places the organism in Eukaryota, Viridiplantae, Streptophyta, Magnoliopsida, Fabales, Fabaceae. Gene Ontology annotation, molecular function: DNA-binding transcription factor activity, RNA polymerase II-specific; sequence-specific DNA binding. Gene Ontology annotation, biological process: regulation of DNA-templated transcription.